Xenopus tropicalis (tropical clawed frog) is the source of this 1027-nucleotide messenger RNA. Its product is annotated as nucleoplasmin ATPase-like. Gene Ontology annotation, cellular component: nucleus. The record is from RefSeq and is a predicted model, not a curated record. NCBI's taxonomy places the organism in Eukaryota, Metazoa, Chordata, Amphibia, Anura, Pipidae. The transcript is spliced from 6 exons. The coding region runs from base 359 to 760 and encodes 133 amino acids.
UGAUUAGGCACCCAGGAUAGGGAUUUAACAUAUGUCUUGUAUUUUAAAGGCAGCCCUGUUCCCAGAAAGAUGAGUCUGUAGGAUGCAGUGAAGAUUCUGAUCUCUGUUUACGCCCGAUGACCGUGGGCACCCCGUGCCUUUAUAGCGAGUGGGAGCACUAGUUCAGUCUCUAGUUAAAGAAGCGCUGCAGCAUCCUUUCCACUUCCCCUUCCUGCCAGUGAGGAUCCUUGUAUUUCCCUAUUGAUUGGAUGUAAAAAGGACCAUGAAACCACCUGCAGGACCCCAUUAGCACCUUGUGGAUGAAUAUAAAUCAUAAAUCUUAUCGCUACCUUUGUUUUAUUACAAAGGCUUUUUUAUAAUGUCCAGUGAUGAGCUGCAGCUUUCCAGCAUCCAUUCCGAGUUUGGUAAGAAACCGCCGGUGGUAUGGGGUUGUGUACUGAGCAAAGAUGACAAGACCUAUGUGUUUGAACCUGAGGAUGAUUUCUUGGAACAUUUGCUGGAACUGUGGACGAUUUGCCUUGGGGCCGAAACUAAAGAUGAAACAAAUGUGGUUGCUGCGGAACUGCGCCAAACUCAAGGAAAGCCAAUCACCAUUGCUUCUCUCCGGCCGUCUGUCUUACCUAUGAUCAAUGUCAAUGGUUUGGAGUUUAGUACCCCAGUUACCUUCACCUUGAAAUCUGGUUCUGGUCCUGUUUACAUCUCAGGAAUCCAUAUUUCAUUAGAUGACGGAGAAGAUGAGACUCAGGAAGAUCUGUUCUAAAGGUGACUUAUGAGUUACUUUUGUCGAGUAUAGCCGCAUCCUUGGCUGAGUUUAUCCUUGGGAGAAGAAGUGAGAAAAUUGAUUCAGAAGGAAAUGAUAAAUCUUGAGACCCUAAAACUAUCAGUGGACUGUAUUUCUAUUUAUCAUAAAGCCCCAAUGUGGUUUAUGUGCUGUCAGGCAGAUGCAUUUAUCAUCAUUGUAGUGAUAAAUUUGUUUCAUCUGUAUUUUCUGUGACUGAAAUACCAAUAUAAUAAUCACUAUAGAAAA